Messenger RNA from Glycine soja, 1932 nucleotides. RefSeq lists its product as uncharacterized. Lineage: Eukaryota; Viridiplantae; Streptophyta; Magnoliopsida; Fabales; Fabaceae. The record is from RefSeq and is a predicted model, not a curated record. Bases 327 to 1697 code for a protein of 456 amino acids. The transcript is spliced from 5 exons. Gene Ontology annotation, biological process: lipid catabolic process.
ACUAAAGUGACGAUCCAAAGACCAACAUGGAAGCUGUCAAACAAAACAAAAUGUCGUAAUCUCAGUCUCUCUCCAGCUAUUCCUUGUAGCCUCAGACGCGAAUCUUCCAUUUCCAUUCUUUCUUCCUUUUUAAAGAUCGAAUCAACACAUUCACAAUAACAUUCCAUCAUGUCUAAAAAAGUAGUAAACCCCUAAUUAAGCUUCCUUUCUUCCACAUUCAGAUCACACUCUGACACACCCUCUCACGCAAACUCACCUUCCUCACAAGCUCCGAACUUUCCCUUUUCCCGAGACACCCAUUACCUCAAAACCCCCGAAUCCGACCCAUGUCCGCCUCAUGCGGGGUGGUGGAGUGCGUUUUCGUUCUGGGCUGCGCGCGGUGGCUGUGGAAGCGCUGCACCUACGUGGGCAGCUACGACAGCGCCACUUGGCCCGCCGCCACCGCCGACGAGUUCGACCGGGUGCCGCGCGUCUGCCGCCUCAUCCUCGCCAACUACGAGCCCGAUCUCCGCACCCCGCAGUACCAAAAACCCACCUCCGCCACCGGCCACCGCCUGAACCCGGACUGCGUCAUCAAGCGCGUGACCUACGAGGACACGCUGGGCCACGCGCCUCCGUACAUAAUCUACCUCGACCACGAGAACAAGGAGAUCGUGCUCGCCGUGCGUGGGCUGAACCUCGCCAAAGAGAGCGACUACAAGGUUCUCCUCGAUAACCGGUUAGGGCAACAAAUGUUUGAUGGUGGGUAUGUUCAUCAUGGGUUGUUGAAAUCGGCAGUGUGGUUGUUGAACCGUGAAUCGGAGACGCUGAAGCGGUUGUGGGUGGAGAAUGGUUCGGAGUAUGAGAUGGUUUUCGCGGGGCACUCGUUGGGUUCUGGGGUGGUGUCGCUGUUGACCAUUUUGGUUGUGAAUCAUAGGGACCGUUUGGGUGGGAUUCCCAAGGAGAAGAUUCGGUGCUAUGCGCUUGCUCCAGCUAGGUGUAUGUCCCUGAAUUUGGCUGUCAAGUAUGCCAAUGUCAUUCAUUCUAUUGUUUUGCAGGAUGAUUUCUUGCCAAGAACGGCCACUCCAUUGGAAGAUAUAUUCAAAUCAAUAUUCUGCUUGCCCUGCUUGUUGUUCUUGGUUUGCCUGAGAGACACCUUCAUACCUGAGGGUAGAAAGCUUAGAGAUCCAAGGAGACUUUAUGCACCUGGAAGAAUGUACCAUAUUGUGGAGAGAAAAUUCUGCAGAUGUGGGAGAUUUCCUCCUGAAGUGAGGACUGCUAUUCCUGUUGAUGGAAGAUUUGAGCAUAUUGUCUUGUCCUGUAAUGCAACAUCGGAUCAUGGAAUUAUUUGGAUUGAAAGGGAGGCUGAGAAAGCCUUACAAUUAAUGAAGGCUCAGAGCUCUGAAACUGUGACAGACCCUCCAACAGUACAAAAGUUUCAGAGGUUGAAGACCAUAGAGAAAGAACAUAGAGAUGCUUUGGAAAGAGCUGUUAGCCUGAAUGUACCUCAUGCAGUGGACACUGCUGAGAAAGAAACAUCUGAGAACAAUGAAGGUGACGACGAUGCAUCCGCCAGUGCAAACAAUAACGUCUCAAGUAACCAAUCAAAAUCUAGUGGUGGAAGGUCGAACUGGGAUGAGGUAGUUGAAAAACUUCUAAAGAAGAAGAGUGAAACGGGAGAACAAAACCUGGAAAGGGAUACGAAUGUCACACAAUAACGUCUUUUUCUCUCUUGUUUAAAACUCUAGAUAUCCACACCCAUUCAUAUAUUUGGUUCUUGAGUUUGUUAAUUCGUGAUGUAAAAAGAUAGUUACAAUUGCUUGGACCCCCAGGCGUAUACCAGAGGAGUGCUAUUUGUUUUAGUCCUGAAUUUUUUGUUGAACUUGAGGUUUCCCAUGUAUAAGAUCAAUAAUUUUGUUUCCACCUGUUAUGAAAGAAGCAAGAGUGGUGAAA